Molecule: messenger RNA, 939 nt
Organism: Zychaea mexicana
Lineage: Eukaryota; Fungi; Mucoromycota; Mucoromycetes; Mucorales; Lichtheimiaceae
Exons: 2
Coding region: 1-939 (312 amino acids)
Source: RefSeq, a predicted model, not a curated record
AUGUCACAUCAAACACAAAACAUGUUCAUGGGUAGAUUUUCUUCGAGCCCGCAUUCUACUCGCAACUAUUGCAAUUCAAGAUACUCGCGAAAAAUUAGGCAUAUGAGUACUCAGAAGCAUCGCGAUAAUCUUCGAAAUUAUGUUGAACGGAAUGGAAGUUCAACUCUCAGUAAUCAAAAUACUGAUCAUGGUAUUGUGCCUAAUACUAGCGCUACCCAAAGUGGUGCUUUUAUAAGCGCUGAGGGCGAUAUAGAUGAUUUCGAUGCUGGAGAUGAUAAUCCUCCUGUUGUCAAUGCAGCGCCUAUGGAAGUGGACGACCACGGUGUUGGUAAUGAAGAUGGUGAUACCUUGAUGCGUCCUGGUAUAGAGAGCGAUGUUGUUGGUAGCCAACACAUGGAAGGAUUUGAGGCUGAAGAUGAAGAGGAAGACGAAGAAGUCGAUGGGGGUGAUGAUGAAAGUGGAAGUGAAACCGCAGAAGGACUUCACGGAUUCACGAAUCUCCUUACGGGUCUCACCACAGAGUACAGUGGAACAUUCACCGGAUCUUCAACUGUUCCUUUGACUGAUGAAGACAGAGUCGAUGAAUAUGGGGGUGUAAGCAUGGAGUCUACAUGGAGAAUUGAGGAUGAAGUGCCAGACUCUAGCAAUCCUUACUUUCCUUUCAAUAACAAGCUUGAGUUUCUGCUGAGAGCCUUUUUUGACGGCAGUGAUAACUUGCAAUCACGCCAGGAUAGACAAAAGGUUCUUGAUCUUGUGGCAGCCGCUGUUGAAAUUGGUCGCGAUGACCAUGAAAGAAAGGAAGUUAGGGUGCCUUCACUGCAUUGGGCAAUGCGUUACGAGGAAAACAAGCGUAACGAAAUUCCCACUUUCAAACCAGAAUUGGUUGAAAGAGUCGUGAAGCGCGCAGCCGUCCACUACUUUGAAGAUCAUCAAUGCUAA